GGGCUUUGUGCGGCUCCAGGUGCUCCGAGCGGCCUCCAGAAAACCUGAAAGGCCAUCAUGGCAGCGCAGCCCAAGCUCCACUAUCCAAACGGGAGAGGCCGGAUGGAAUCCGUAAGAUGGGUUUUAGCUGCUGCUGGAGUUGAGUUUGAUGAAGAAUUUUUAGAAACAAAAGAACAGUUGCAGAAGUUGCAGGAUGGUAACCACCUGCUGUUCCAACAAGUGCCGAUGGUUGAAAUUGACGGGAUGAAGCUGGUGCAGACCCGGAGCAUCCUCCACUACAUCGCGGACAAGCACCACCUCUUUGGCAGGGACCUGAAGGAGAGAACCCUGAUUGACAUGUACGUGGAGGGGACGCUGGAUCUGCUGGAACUGAUCAUCAUGCAUCCUUUCCUAAAACCAGAUGAUCAACAGAAGGAAGUGGUUAACAUGGCCCAGAAGGCUAUCAUUAGAUACUUCCCUGUGUUUGAAAAGGUUUUAAGGGAUCACGGACAAAGGUUUCUCGUUGGCAAUCAGCUGAGCCUUGCAGACAUAAUUCUGCUCCAAACCAUUUUGGCUUUAGAAGAGAAAAUUCCUAAUAUCCUGUCUGCAUUUCCCCACCUCCAGGAGUUCACAGUGAAAAUCAGUAAUAUCCCGACAAUUAAGAAAUUCCUUGAACCUGGCAGCAAGAAGAAACCUCCUCCGGAUGACAUCUAUGUGAGAACCGUCUACAAUAUCUUUAUGCCGUAAAACAACUCAUGCAUCUGUGAGUGAGAGCCAGCCCCUAGAGAUUGCUGUGUCCACAAUAGUAUCUCCAUCGAUGCCAGGCUGCCGUGAUGCCAGCUCUGUUGUAGUGCUAUGUAUGGUUGUUCCCAAGUUGGGUCUUUCAAGUCAAGGCGAUCUCUUCUAGAAACAUCGACAUUUAUGUGUCCAGUGAAUAAUCAUUACGGGAUUUUUUUUUCCUGAAAACCUUUUCAGAGAGGCUGGCAUUCAAGUUAGAUCUGAUCUGAACUCAUUUCCUGAUAACAAGGAUGGGAAGGCCUCAUGUUCCCCCCUGAGCGUCUUUUCUCCUCUUCUUAUCCCAUUCUAAACCCCCUCCAGUCUCUUCCUAAUUUUUAGUGUCUAAUAAAACAGAAUAUCUAGUGAAUAACUCUCCUCUGAGCUAUUAUAAAUCCCUGGUAGCAAUGAAUGCAGUCGAUAUUAGCCAAAAUAAAGAAUUUACAAAUCAUU
Molecule: messenger RNA, 1206 nt
Organism: Ceratotherium simum simum (southern white rhinoceros)
Lineage: Eukaryota; Metazoa; Chordata; Mammalia; Perissodactyla; Rhinocerotidae
Product: glutathione S-transferase A4
Biological process (GO): xenobiotic metabolic process; glutathione metabolic process
Molecular function (GO): glutathione transferase activity
Source: RefSeq, a predicted model, not a curated record